UCGCCAGCUCAGGUGCCGGGCGCGCGGGCGCCUCCUCGGGGGCGCGCGGCCGGGCUGCUGUCCUCCGCCCGCACCCGCCGGCUCGCCCGCCGGAGCCGGGGAGGGAGAGCGCGGGCGGGGGGGCGGGAGCCGGGCGCCGCCGCCGCCGCCGCCGCCGCCGCCGCCGCCGCCGCCGAGGCUUCCGUCUCGCUGGCUGGCUCGCGCCGCGGCGGCAGCAGAGGUCGCGCACAGAUGCGGGUGAGACUGGCGGGGGGAGGAGGCGGAGGAGGACAGGAAGCUGCCUGCAUGAGACCCACAGACUCUUGCAAGCCGGAUGCCCUCUGUGGAUGAAAGAUGUAUCAUGGAAUGAACCCGAGCCAUGGAGAUGGAUUUCUAGAGCAGCAGCAGCAACAGCCUCAGUCCCCCCAGAGACUCUUGGCCGUGAUCCUGUGGUUUCAGCUGGCGCUGUGCUUCGGCCCUGCACAGCUCACGGGCGGGCUCGAUGACCUUAACGUGUGUGCUGACCCAGGCAUCCCCGAGAAUGGCUUCAGGAUCCCCAGCGAAGGGGUUUUCUUUGAAAGCUCUGUGACCCGGUUUCACUGCCAAGAUGGAUUCAAGCUGAAGGGCUCCACAAAAAGACUGUGCGUGAAGCAUCUUAACGGGACCCUAGGCUGGAUCCCAAGUGAUAAGACCAUCUGUGUGCAAGAAGAUUGCCGUAUCCCUCAAAUUGAGGAUGCUGAGAUUCACAACAAGACAUACAGACACAGAGAUAAGUUAAUUGUCACCUGUCAUGAAGGAUUCAAGAUCCGUUACCCUGACCUCUACAACAUGGUCUCAUUGUGUCGAGAUGAUGGAACAUGGGAUAAUCUCCCCAUCUGUCAAGGCUGCCUGAGACCAUUAGCCUCUUCUAACGGCUACGUGAACAUCUCCGAGUUCCAGACCUCCUUCCCAGUAGGAGCGGUGAUCGCCUACCACUGCUUCCCUGGAUUUAAGCUAGAUGGGUCCCAGUACCUGGAGUGCUUACACAACCUUAUCUGGUCGUCCAGCCCACCCCGGUGCCUUGCUCUAGAAGUUUGUCCGCUCCCUCCUAUGGUGAGUCACGGAGAUUUCGUCUGCCAUCCUCGGCCUUGUGAGCGGUACAACCACGGCACGGUGGUGGAGUUCUACUGUGACCCUGGUUACAGCCUCACCAGUGACUACAAGUACAUCACCUGCCAGUAUGGAGAGUGGUUCCCUUCCUACCAAGUCUACUGCAUCAAGACAGAGCAAACAUGGCCCAGCACCCACGAGACCCUCCUGACCACGUGGAAGAUCGUGGCAUUCACAGCGACCAGUGUGCUGCUGGUGCUGCUGCUUGUCAUCCUGGCCAGGAUGUUCCAGACCAAGUUCAAGGCCCACUUUCCCCCCAGGGGACCUCCCAGGAGCUCCAGCAGCGACCCCGACUUCGUGGUGGUGGAUGGCGUGCCUGUCAUGCUCCCGACCUACGACGAGGCUGUGAGCGGCGGGCUGAGUGCCUUAGGCCCCGGGUACCUGGCCUCUAUGGGCCAGGGCUGCCCCUUACCCGUGGACGACCAGAGCCCUCCAGCAUACCCUGGCUCAGCAGACAUGGACACGGCCCCAGGGGAGUCAGAAACCUGUGACAGCGCCUCGGGCUCCUCUGAGUUGCUGCAGAGUCUAUAUUCACCUCCUUUGGGCCAGGGUGGGGCCCAGCCCACUUCGGGCAACCCCGAUAUGAUGGCAGGCACGGCGGGGGAGGUGGCAUCCACCAGCCCAGGCAUCGACAUCGCAGAUGAGAUCCCUCUGAUGGAAGAAGACCCUUGACCAGGCAAAAUGCUGAUGAUUCUCCUGCCCACCCCACCCCCGGAGACGGGAACCUUGUACUGUGGAGUGAGGUGACAGGACAGAGCUGGGGGGCGGGGGACGUUCUCUAACUUAUCUCCAUGGUGACAGUGAUCCACACGUACAUCUCGGACUCAGCCGUGAGGCUGACAGACGGCAGCGGCAGCGCUUUCAAAGAGACUCGAGGACUUGCGAGAAGGAUGGGGAAGAAAGGGCAGAGGGGAAACCCCCAGCCCGGCCCUGGAUGAAGGCGUUAGCGUGUCUCCGUGCUGCGGGACAUGGGACCAUUCCAUCCACAUCCCACUGAAUUCCACAUCCCACUGAUUAUGUUAUGAGUACUACCUGCCUCCUUGAAAGCAUGUCACAUUGUGUAAAUUUGCUUCUAAAAUCUGCUUAAAGCUGUCUCUGGGCUACAAGUUAGGAUGGCUCCACCUCUGCAGAGGCUUUGUGUUGAGCUGCCGAAAGGGCAGUCGGGCCCCCUUGCCCUCGCAGGAAGGGGCAGGUUCCCCACGGGGAAGGUUCUUGUGUAACUUUGUGGACAAUCUUCCCAGGUCUGAACAACUCCACUCAAGACUAGAGCAGGAUGUGGCAGUUCCAGUGGAAAUGGAAGGACUCAGGCUGACUCUGCUUUCUGGAACUUUCUUCAAAAAGUAGAGUCGAUGUACUCUGUUCUGUCCUCGGUGACAUGUCAUCAGUAUUUGUAUUCAUGGUCUGUUACCUGGGUCCAUGGCAUUGGAUAAACCCUGUUACUUUUCAAACGGUCAGAACGUGUGCAAAUACAUUAUCUUACGGUGGAGAAAGUUACCAAGGCGAUGUUUUGUUUCAGCAUCUCACAAAGAUUCACUUAGCAGUUUAUCUCAGUCGUGAGUCCCUCUCCAGGUAACUGUUAAUAUUGGUACCCCUCCCCAAACUUAGCCACACUUUUAUUUUCCAAAACAGAAAUAAUUUCUGCAAAUAUCCUCUGCUUCCGGGUAAAGCAGGAGGUUGGGUUUUUUGUUUUCCCUCCUUUCAUUUUGUCCGGCAAAGUCAGGAAGCUGGCCUCCCAGCCCGCAGGCAGCGCUCCCCUCCUGCUUCAGGGGCCUUUGGCCGUCUUACCCACCUGCCAAUCCUACUAUCCUCUUGGGCUGGUCUCAUGGUGUCCAGUGGAAUCCCUGGGUGGUACACAGUUAAGCACUUGACUACUAAUGGAAAGGUUGGAGGUUUGAAUCCACCUAAAGGUGCGCUGGAAGAAAGACCUGGCAAUCUACUUGUGAAAAAUCAGCCAUUGAAAACCCUGUAGAGCACAGCUCUACUCUGACACACAUGGGGUCACCAUGAGUUGGAGUUAAUUCUGUGGCAACUGGUCUUUUUUUUGGCUUGUGGUGCCCAGUGGAGGUUAUUUCUAAGAAAACGAUUGAUAAAAAAACACAGUAAAUCCCGGGUUAUGAGCAUCCGGCUUAUAAACAACUUGCCCUUUAAUGUUAUAUAAAUUUGCCCUCACUUGGAAACGAUGGAACCAACCCCUACUGGAAACAAAGUCUUCAUCACAGUUAACUUCCACUUGCUGCCCUGCAGUUUUUAAAUCAUUGAAAAGCCUUCGAGCCUUUUCUUACACUAGACCAAACCAAACUUACUGCUGUCCUGCCGAUUCCAACUCAUAGUGACCCUAUAGGACAGAGUAGAAUUGCCCCAUAGGGCUUCCAAGGCUAUAAAUCUUUACAGAAGGAGACUGCCACCUCUUUCUCCCACGGAGCAGCUGGUGGGUUCAAACCGCCGACCUUUUGGUUGGCAACUGAGCUCUUUAACCACUGUGCCACCAGCGACCCUAUAGGACAGAGUAGAACUGCUCCAUAGGGUUUCCAAGGAGUAGCUGGUGGAUUCGAACUGCCGACAUUUUGAUUUAGCAGCCAGCUCUUAACCAUUGUGCCCCCGGGGCUCCUUUGCGCUAAAGGAAGGCUGAAUAAGAACCGUAUGCAUGUGCUUCAACUUACCUAUAAAUUGGACUUAAACAUACUGUUAGGGGCGAAUCUGGUUCGUAAUCCGGAGACUGCCUGUAUCCACAGUCCUGAAGUGUCUCUUCAAAUACGUGUUGAUCUGUGGAGUUGCUUCCUUUCGUCCUCUGGGUUUUAGACAAGUGUAAACAAAGCUCCAAUCCAUAAAAUUGCUAUGCUGAUAGAGCCAUGAGAGCUGGAAGCUUGAUCAAGUCCUGCUUUAUUUCUUGACACAGACUGAUUAAAAAUUGAAAAGAAAAUGACAGCCGAGAGAGCGUGGCUUUGCUGGCGGAGUGGAGCUAGCUGAGCAGGGAGGGGGAGGUGGUGACAGCAAGCCUGGGAGGUGGAAAUAAAGUGUAGGAUUAAGAACCUGAGGCCCAGCAAGCUGUUGUGUGGGACGUGCUAAGCACAGUGCCUGGCACGGCUGCCCUUGGGCAGUGAUACUGGGCACGUGGGUAAUGGGGUUUAGUGAUUCUAAGUCGUUUAUUGAGAGCCUCACCCCGCCACCACACACCUUCGUAACACAAGCCUGUUAGAAGGGCUUGGUUUUCACAAGUGUUUGUGGUUAACCAUCAUGUGGUACGAUCAGAAAGACGGCGUGGGCGGGUGGAAGUAAUGGGAAACCGAGGUCCACAGUGGGCCAGCCUCCACCAGCCAGCCUUCCCAGGCCCCUAUCCUGCCAGGUCUCUGCGUCCCUCCACUCCACGCCUGUUCUGCCUCACAUGCACCCUAAAUGUAGGCUGUGUCUCAGAUACUCUUGUUGGUUGCCGUCAAGUCCACUCCAACCCAUGGCGACCUUACGGACAACAAAACGAACCGUUGUCUGAUCCUGCAUCAUCCUUACCACCGAAGGCGUGUUUGAGUCCCUCAUUGCAGCCACUGUGUCAGUCCAUCUCACUGGGGGUCUCCCUCCCCAUCACUGGCCCUCGGCUUCACCAAACAGUAUGUCCAUUCCCAGCGACUGAUUCCUCCUGAUGACGAGAACCCAAAGCAAGCCUUUUAGGCAGCAUUUUGUUGUGAUCCAUAAGGUUUUCAUCGGCUGAUUUUUGGCAGUAGACCGCCAGGCCUUUCUUCCUGGUCUGCCUAAUCUAGAAACUGCGGAAACCUGAACACCAUGGGUGACCCUGGUGGCAUUUGAAAUAGUGGUGGCAUAGCUCCCAGCAUCACAGCAACACUCAGAGCACCACGGUAGGACGAACUGACAGCCGAGGUAUCUGGGUGUCUCAGAUACCACCAGGUAAGUACUUUAUUUCCCCCUAGGCUGGUCCACGGAGGCUUGUGGGCUGUCUCUGGGGCCAAGCCUCUCCUUCUAGGAAAGGUUCUCUCUUCCAAAGUAGACAGCAGGCAGGGGGCAGCCCCUU
Molecule: messenger RNA, 5149 nt
Organism: Loxodonta africana (African savanna elephant)
Lineage: Eukaryota; Metazoa; Chordata; Mammalia; Proboscidea; Elephantidae
Gene: SUSD4
Product: sushi domain containing 4
Exons: 9
Coding region: 334-1800 (488 amino acids)
Biological process (GO): negative regulation of complement activation, alternative pathway; negative regulation of complement activation, classical pathway
Source: RefSeq, a predicted model, not a curated record